Harpegnathos saltator (Jerdon's jumping ant) is the source of this 2331-nucleotide messenger RNA. RefSeq lists its product as uncharacterized. Lineage: Eukaryota; Metazoa; Arthropoda; Insecta; Hymenoptera; Formicidae. The record is from RefSeq and is a predicted model, not a curated record. The transcript has 5 exons. Bases 1 to 2331 code for a protein of 776 amino acids.
AUGGGGAAGAGACGCGCUACAUCGCGAGCUAACAAGGUAACGAAAUCUCGAGACUCGGAGUAUCAGACUCGCGAGAAAGAAAGGCAGAAUAUUGUUCAGGUUCUGCAACAGGUGAUAAACUUCGACGGUGGUACUCGCGACUCGAAUGACGCAGAGUCUUCGCUGCUUCACACGAGAAGCACGAUGCAAAUGUCCCCAAAGGAAAACUGCACGUUCGCCCGAGCGGACGCGAGCAAACGCAGCGUCGCUGAUGCGCCCGUCAACGAAUGCUACCGUUGUCAGCAUUUCUUAAACGUCCCAUCGAAUUUGCCUCAACCGUCCUGCGAAAGAACCACCGGCCUUAUAGGACAGUGCGAAGUCGACAUAAGUUUCGUGCAGGCGAUUGUUUGGCUGAAAUCAGUCACCACCUGCGUCUCUCAGUUGUCAGUUGAACAACUGCAACGAGUGUUCGACCGGCAAUGGAACAGACAGGACAAUCGUCCGAGAAAUAAAAGCAAGGACAACGUCCGACGUGCGAAGCGACUAAAACGUCACAUUGAAAAACCGUCGGUAGCCGAGGGAACCGACACUCAGGACGCUUUCUCGAUGUUAACUUCAUGUGACGUACCUAAUCAGCCAGAUAGUUCUGCAUUUCCUGAUCUGAUUGCAGUUGGUUCAUCUGUCACUUGCAAGAAGAAGAAAAUCGAUACUCUGAACUUCGUUUCGACGAGCGACAUGCAUAUUUCUUCGGCGCAAGAGAAAUGCACUGAUUACGUCACGGACAGCAAGAGAUGCGAAGAAAUUUUAUCGGAAUCCAGCGAUGCGGCGGUUUCAGUAAUGGACGGAGAGCUCGUACUCAAUUCUGACUGGGACAAGUUUGAAAGUGAGACGUUCGAUAGCUGGGCCGAGCUUCAGAUGGAAAAUGAAUUCGAUAAAGUCGCCAAGUGCCUGACCCAGCCCGCGUCGAAAAACUGUACCGAUGGAGCGAACGAAGAAGCUGUGGAAAACACGGUCGAUGUCGGAAAUGAAUCCAACAUGUUGCAAAUGGUUUCCGGCAACAAUCUCGAACAUGUCCUUCUCUCCCUUAAAACGCCCCCUUUCACUCUCGCUGUCGAUCAGACCAAGAAACACAAGCCUGCCACGCUGGCGAUAAAUCCGACAAAUAAUCAAUCCGAUAAUCAAUCCGACAAAUCGGAUCAUCUUUUUCAGGUAUAUUCUUGCUUCGACGAUGAUUUUAUCACACCAACGAUAAACCAAUGGAAACCGUAUGAUGAAUCUACGCCGACGUGCGACUACAAUCUCGAUAUGACUCUGGACAAUAUUUCUCAACUCAGUAUCGACAUGGAACCGUUGGAGCAAAAAGCUUUCGACAAUUUCCGAGCUGACCGAUCGUCCAUGAGCACAUCCAAUAAUAAUAAAGACAAAUUUGAAAUAAAAUUUAACGAUGUCGACAAAUCUGAUACGCAGUCCUACGAAAAGAAAGCAAUUACGUGCGAAGAGACAGCCGCGACUUUGACCGGCUCACCUUCUGCGAUACGAGAGACGAAAGCAACCUGUAAAAAGCAAUCUUCCGCGAAAAAAGAUGAACGGAAGUGUCCGCGUGAGGAAAAACUGAUUUCCGCCAAGUGGCUAAGCUUCACUCUAGAAUCGCUUGACGUGGAGCAUGUUAUUCUCGAGUCGGUCGGAGCGAUCCUCUCGACCCUCAGCAACAAGAGAACAGCGAAAGAAUAUGCCACAUGCAGAUAUUGGAAGCUUAAUUUAAAAGAGGAAGCCGUGAAUACGGUAUUGAACGUAUCGGACGUUCUCAGAUUGGAAAGAAAGCCCGACAUAUGUAGGAAAAAGAUCGUAACGACGGUGAUUGAAACUUUGAACGACAUAACAACGUGUACGCAAUUGAACGAGACAUCUGUGUCGAUAUAUCGCGUACAGAUAAUUCUGGAGCUGUGCAACUCGGUGUCAGUAAGCGUCGCGAUAAUCGAUCACUUGAUAGAGAGAUUGCAAUCAUUUCGAUCCACGAUGAUCUACGGUAUGGAGGUCCGGCGAGGUAUGCACACCACGAUCAAUCAGCUGCAUCUCGUGUUCUACGCGUUGAAUAUCGCCCUGCAAAAGUAUCGCACGGUCUUGCCGAACGAUCAGAAAGCCCAUGACACGGAAAGCGCGAUACCUCACGUCGUGGAUCUCUGGAAGACGCGCUACAUCAACGAAGAACUCGAAUACGCGAGAUUGAACGUGAAGGACGCGGAGGAGCGAUGGCGCGCCGCGCUGGAAGACUUCACAGUAGCGUCCUUGGAACACUUUACGCAAUUCGCCGAGAAAUCGCAGUCGUUGGCUCACAUGCUGAUCCCACAAUAA